Messenger RNA from Trichosporon asahii var. asahii CBS 2479, 927 nucleotides. RefSeq names its product putative transmembrane protein. The transcript has a single exon. NCBI's taxonomy places the organism in Eukaryota, Fungi, Basidiomycota, Tremellomycetes, Trichosporonales, Trichosporonaceae. The coding region runs from base 1 to 927 and encodes 308 amino acids. The record is from RefSeq and is a predicted model, not a curated record. Gene Ontology annotation, molecular function: alkylmercury lyase activity.
AUGAGCAUCACCCUCCGCGCCCGCCAUCGCCGAAACACGUACGCCAUCCCGCGCCCCGCCUCCUCUGCCAGCAGUACCCGCCGCCCGCUCCUCAUCGACGCGACAGAGACGGAGGUCCGCGCCGUCGACCGAACCCUUGCUUCGCUCUUCGCUGACUCCCGCCGGGUGACAAUGCGCGCCAUCCUGCGCGGACUGAGAAGAACAGCGCGGCAACCGCCCAGCAUCGAGCAGGUCCGCUUCGCGCUGCUGUCUCUGCAUCACCAGGGAAUACUCGAGCUGGAUCCCGAGUUGUACGACACGUACGUCAAGGCGGACCGGUACUGGGGCGAUUUUGAGGAGAUUGACUUCUAUGAGGGCGAGAAGGGCGAGGAUCUCGAGGGCGACAGGAUCGUCGUGCUCUGCUACCCGCCCUUUAGCGGUGUGAAUGCCGGAUGCGGGGUGACGGGCCACACGAGGCAUUGGUGGGCCGCCGGGGCACUCUAUGCGUUCUGCAUCCCCCACGUCGUGUCGUACGAAGCGCCCGUGAUUAUCUCGACGCGAUGUCCGGGGUGCGGUACUGCUAUAUCGCUGGAUGUGGAGGCGGGACAGCCGCCGAGUGCGACAGCUUGCGACUUUCGGGAAUUGCCUGUCGCACACUUCCUCUUCAGCAUGGCGUCGGGGGUGGCCUUGGUUGAGUGGGCGGGGCGGCAAAGGCUGUUCUGUCAUGAAAAGUGUGUCGAUCUCUGGUGUCAAAGCGUGGGGAGAACGAAGGGAGGUGUCAUGGAAGUGGAUACCCUGUGGCACCUCGCUAAGGGGUGGUGUCCGAAGAACGACCGGAACAGCCAGCUGGAACGACAGCAACUCCUUGAGAAGUUAGGGCUGAAAGGACCGUUCUGGAAGCUGCGGCAGAAGCCAGAGGGAUGGGAGCGGUACCGCAUGCUGCGGUAA